Messenger RNA from Gongylonema pulchrum, 321 nucleotides. The record is from the annotation of a GenBank genome assembly. NCBI's taxonomy places the organism in Eukaryota, Metazoa, Nematoda, Chromadorea, Rhabditida, Gongylonematidae.
AUGGAUCCAAAAUCAAUGUAUCCAGUUGCACUCAGGAAUAAAACUAAUGGCAAAACAUCAAAUGAAGGGGCUGGAAAAAAACGACAAAAAGAAUUGAAUAUGUCCCACCUCACAAUCAAAAAUUCCAUCCAGCUCGAUAUCGGAUCAUGUGCAAUUUAUGAAGCGACGACGUUACGUCAUCGUCUGCAUUUCACUUACGUAGGAUUUCGACUUGUGUCAGUUAUCACUGAUCUCUACGUUAUCAAACAUGCUCGUGGAUUAAAUAUCAUUGAAAAGGAAACUAAUGACGAUAGUAUUGCCACAGAGACCUAUAGACCUUGA